AUGUCUGAACUAGACCAACCUCCAACCAAAAAGAUAAAACUGCAGCAAUCAGAACAUCGUCUAGAGUUGAGUGAUCCGACUGAACCAUUAACUCAACGAGACGUUAUUGCAUUUCAAAAGGAAGCCAUAUUUAGAUGCCUCAAUCAAAAUAGAACUUUAUUAGAUUCUUUGAAAGUUAAAUAUGAAGUAACUGAAAGAGACUAUAACGGUAUAGUUUCUCAAAUUUCUAAAAUAAUUACCAUAUUCUUCACUUUAUUGAAUUUGAUCCAUUCUUCUUCCAUAUUCAGCUCCUCCAUACUGAAUGAUGAUGAAAGGAAACUGAUUGAAAACUUACUUCUUAACUCAAAGAACGACGAUGAUGCGGAUUCAAAUACACCUGUUCACCUCAUUAUUGAAUCAUCGACGCAGCUCAUGGAUAUAUUCAAUAAAUGUCUUUCGAAAGACCAAGAAUUUCAAUUAGAUAAAAAUAAAUUGAUGCAAAAUUUGGAAAAAUUGACAAAUGAAAAAUCAAAAUUAUCUUUACAAAAUGAAAAAUUAAAUAAUCAAUUAACUUCAUUACAAACACACUAUGAAUCAUUAAUUAAAAAAUAUGAUAGGGAUGAUUCCAUUACUGUGAAGAGAGUCUUCAGUAAAGAAAUUUCCAAUUGUAAAGAUGUAGGUCCCAAUGUUCAAGAAGUGAAUACACAACAACAAUUUGCUAGUGGAACUGAAACAAAAUUGGAACAAAAAGGUGGACUGAUAGACUCUACGAUACAAGCCAACAACAAUAUUGCAUUAAGUCCCAAGGGGGAUGUUGAAGGGCAACAAGAAAAUAGUUGUAACGUCACAAACGGUGAUUCGUUAAGUGAUGAUAAAAAAAUCUUACAAUACGAAGUUAAGAUAUCUGAUUUAGAAAAUCAAAUUGUAAUACUAAAUGAUACUCUAAAAAGUCUGGAGGAAAUCAAAUUAGAAAAUGAAAAUAAAAUAAGAGAGUUGAAUACUCAAGUUUCACAAAAAAUUAAUAUAAGUAUAUCGAAAGAUCGUUUCAAUUCUAGUAUUUCUGUAGAUAAUAGUGAUCGAGAUAUGUUAAUGAUAAAAAUUGAUCAAUUAACCAAGGAAAACAAAGAGUUAACAGAAACAAACGAACAGUUUCUCUCUAAAUUCCAAAAAUUAUCAAGUGAUCAAGAAUUCAUAACAAACAAUAUUAAAGAACAAUUCAAAGCUUCGAAUGGUAAUUUAUUUAAGAUGAAUCAAUCCUUAGAAAAGGAUUUAACAAGAAUAAGAACUACCCGUGAUGAACUUCUAAGCAAAUUAGCCAUAUUAGAGAAGGAAAAAUCCAAAUCUGAAUUAUUAACAGAUUUAGAAAAUGUAAAUAAAAUAUUAACAGAACAAUGGAAAAGUAUGGAAAAGAGAAAUUCCACAUAUUCAUCAGAUUCACCAGAUAAACAAUCAUUGUUAAAGGAAAUUCAAGAUAUGGAAAUGGCAUUUAAAGAUGUAUCUACAUUACUCAAUAAGAAAUAUAUUAAGUUAUCAAAUUCAGAAUCGACUAUUACAAAAUUAUCAGUAGAAAAGACCAAAGCAGAUCAAAAAUAUUUUGCUGCGAUGAGAUCCAAGGAUUCCAUAUUAAUUGAAAAUAAGAAUAUAUUAAAGAAAUUUAAUAAGAUUAAUGAUUUGAUUCUUCAAUUGAAAGAUAAUGAAAUAAUAUUGACUAAGAAAAUUGAAAACUUACAAAAACAAUUGAAUUUUUCUCAAUUGAAUGAAAAAGGGCUGAUUAAUAAGAAUAAGACGAUUUCUACAAAUUUGGUCAACUUAAAUUCUGAGAUAAAUAAUUUGAAAAAGAUAAAUUCUAAUUUGAAUCAAUUAAAUUUAACACAAGCGAAUGAUUUAACAAAAUUAAAUUCUCUUAUGAAAUCUAUUGAAAUGGAAAAUAAAAAAUUAACAUCCAAAAAUGGACAACUGGAGAAAACUAAUAUGAAACUUUCUGAUAAAUUGUUCAAAGAUAAUAAAAGUAAUAAUAUUAAUGGUGGUAACAAUACAAUGAUAGAUACCAACCAAAAUGAAGAGCUGGAGAAUUUCCGUCAAUUAGUGUAUUGUUCAUUAUGUUCCAAGAAUUGGAAAAACAUGGCCAUUAAGACUUGCGGACAUGUAUUUUGUCAAGACUGUUGUAAAGAGAGAUUAGCAGCAAGAAUGAGGAAAUGUCCAACUUGUAAUAAUCCAUUCGGCUCCAACGAUUUGAUGGCUAUCCAUCUAUAA
This is a messenger RNA of Naumovozyma dairenensis CBS 421, 2232 nucleotides long. It is a transcript of the gene BRE1, whose product is annotated as E3 ubiquitin-protein ligase BRE1. The record is from RefSeq and is a predicted model, not a curated record. The coding region runs from base 1 to 2232 and encodes 743 amino acids. Gene Ontology annotation, molecular function: ubiquitin protein ligase activity. The transcript has a single exon. Gene Ontology annotation, cellular component: nucleus; HULC complex. Lineage: Eukaryota; Fungi; Ascomycota; Saccharomycetes; Saccharomycetales; Saccharomycetaceae.